Echinostoma caproni is the source of this 1383-nucleotide messenger RNA. The record is from the annotation of a GenBank genome assembly. Lineage: Eukaryota; Metazoa; Platyhelminthes; Trematoda; Plagiorchiida; Echinostomatidae.
AUGGAAUUUAUCACUGCUCCUCGACCAGAAAAAAUCAAGCGUAGAACCCUGAAUGCUCUUAAACUGCGUGAGGCAAUUUUGGUCGCCUCUGAUUUAGACUUUAGUGAGGAGAAAAUCGAUUCAAUUAUCAGUCGUCUCACUGAUCGUCAAGUCAUAAGGGGCAAUAUGGCACAUUUAAAACAAGAAGAAGUAGCUUUUCUAGCCCAUUAUACGACGUCAUUGCUGAUGAAGGAUCCUGUUUGCUUAGACAUAAAGCUGAACCGACCCAUUUACAUUGUUGGUGAUCUGUAUGGUCAACACGGGAAACUUGUUCAGAUAUUUGAGGCUUUGGGUCACCCGUCGAAACAAAGAUAUCUUUUUUUGGGGAACUAUGUCAAUCGUGGCUCACGAUCAUUGGAGUUGGUUUCUUUGCUUUUCGCUUACAAACUUCGCUAUCCGGAAAACGUACUUUUGCUUCGGGGAAAUCAUGAAUGUCAUUAUAUCUCUUAUUACUACGGAUUUUCUCAUGAGUGCCGCAAACGUUUCACACAGACAUUAUGGAAAACAAUUAUGAAUGCUUUCAACUGCCUUCCGGUAGCUGCCAUAAUCGAAGAUGCCAUACUGUGUGUACAUAGUGGACUAAUCAAAGAUAACCCUCUGCUAUCACUGCGCAGUCAGGCUAAGUUUCGGGAGUUUCUGACAGAGGCUAUUGAGAGGCCAACGACCAUAUCAAGUAAUCCAUAUCUUGAACAACUGGUCUGGUCCGAACCCGUGUACGAUUCACGUGGUUGGUACAUAAAUCCAGCCGGCAAAGGAUAUUUUUUCGGAGAACCGGAAGUGAUUGAUUUCUGCGAACAUUGCGGGUUUCAGCAAGUCAUCCGUUCUAAUGAACUGAUCCGAAACGGGUACGAGUUUGCAGCUGGCGGUAAAUUGCUUACCAUUUGUUCUGUGCCCUUUUUGGCGCGUGGAAUACGUAACGCAGGUGCAGUAGUUAGUCUAACGGGACAACUUUGUGAAAAAACGAUCAUCGGAAGAAUAGUACUGCUCCAACAGGAAUUCUUACUGCGCACUGGUCGGCCAAAUAUUGCCCAGCUCAUUUUUCGCGACUCCUUGGGUGGACCGGUGGUUGAGCACGACGAGAAACACAUGAAGGAUGAGGAAGAGGACGAGAACGAGGAGGAGGAGGUGGAGGAGAGUGAUAGACCCGAGGAAGUAACAGUUGGGUCUAAAGGAGUAAAUGCAGCAGAUGAAUUGUCCACUCAUACGAUCACAUUGGGCAUCGACUAUGCUGAUUUGAAUUCUCAAGACACGUUUGAAUACUUUCAGUCCAGUGUGAAAAGUUUUCCUCUUACACCAAUCAAGCGGUUCACUAUUAGAGCUUCAAAUGAUUUUGUCCAUCGAUGA